AUGGGAGAUUCCUAUACGGCCACUUUCCCUAACGGGAAUGGACUCCUGUCUCCUUCAGCAAGCCCUCAAGCUUCCACCACUUACAGCAAUGAUUACAGCCCGUUCUCCCAUUCCUUCCCAGCCUCCCCAACAUCUCAAGACCCAUCAUCCCUGUUGGUAUCCAAAGGGCACCCUUCCUCCGACUGCCUCCCCAGUGUCUACACCUCUUUGGACAUGGCACACCCUUAUGGCUCCUGGUACAAAGCUGGCAUCCACCCGGGCAUCUCCACCGCCUCUAGCAACCCCACGGCUUCCUGGUGGGACAUGCACUCCAACAGCAACUGGCUGAGCUCCCAGCCCCAGUCAGAUGGACUUCAGAGCUCCUUGCAGACCAUGCCCAGCCAGGCUCCCAUCAGCCCCCAGCUGCCCAGUUACACUUCCGAAUUCACCACCUUAAACCCUGCUCCAUACCCGGCUGUGGGCAUCACUUCCUCGUCGCACCUUCUCCCUUCAGGUCAACAUGUGCUGCCCCAAGAGAUGUACAAGCCCAAGCCGGUGGCCAACAACUCCCUGAUGGAAGGUGGGAUCGGACUGAAGUCCGGAAGAGGCAGCUCCUUUGGGAGUACGGCAGGCCGGUCGACCUGCGACUGCCCCAACUGCCAAGAGCUGGAGAGGCUCGGGGCCUCGGCAGCCAGCCUGCGGAAGAAGCCCAUCCACAGCUGCCACAUCCCGGGCUGCGGGAAGGUCUACGGGAAGGCCUCGCACCUCAAGGCCCACCUGCGGUGGCACACCGGGGAACGCCCCUUCGUCUGCAACUGGCUCUUCUGUGGCAAGCGUUUCACCCGCUCGGACGAGCUGGAGCGCCACGUCCGCACCCACACCCGGGAGAAGAAGUUCACCUGCUUGCUAUGCAAUAAGCGCUUCACCCGUAGCGACCACCUCAGCAAGCAUCAGAAGACCCACAAUGAGAUGGGGGUAGGGAAGCCCCCCGAGGGCGAAGCAGAACGGGAAGAGGCGGCCGCAGUGGCCGGUUCUCCCAGUGCUGCCUUGCAGGACGGCCUCCCUGGAGACGAGAAAGACGCCACCAGCCCAGAGCAGAGCAACCUGCUGGAGAUCUAG
This is a messenger RNA of Podarcis lilfordi (Lilford's wall lizard), 1098 nucleotides long. NCBI's taxonomy places the organism in Eukaryota, Metazoa, Chordata, Lepidosauria, Squamata, Lacertidae. The record is from the annotation of a GenBank genome assembly.